Molecule: messenger RNA, 1646 nt
Organism: Galdieria sulphuraria
Lineage: Eukaryota; Rhodophyta; Bangiophyceae; Galdieriales; Galdieriaceae
Product: MADS-box transcription factor, other eukaryote
Exons: 3
Coding region: 52-1275 (407 amino acids)
Biological process (GO): positive regulation of transcription by RNA polymerase II
Molecular function (GO): protein dimerization activity; DNA-binding transcription factor activity, RNA polymerase II-specific; RNA polymerase II cis-regulatory region sequence-specific DNA binding
Source: RefSeq, a predicted model, not a curated record
AAGAAUUUCCCGCUUGAAGCAUUCUUUCUGUUACCUCAACAAUCGGAAGUGAUGGGUAGAAACAAAGUGAAUAUUAAGCGUAUUGAAGACAGUCGUUCGCGACAGGUUACGUUUACUAAGAGGAAAGCUGGUCUGAUAAAGAAAGCCUUCGAACUUUCUGUGCUUUGUGAUUGCGACGUAAGUUUAGUGAUCUUCAGUCCUAGCGGAAAGAUGUUUGAGUAUCAGUCUGAAAAAUGGGUCACACUUUUUGAAAAAAUGUUCGCAUACGAGGGUAUGGUUGAAAGAAAAACGAAAGACCAGUCUAAUUUAGUUGAAAUGAAGGCAAGAAAGAGGUCUAUACCAGUUCCACAAAAUAUAAUUGAAUUUGUAGCUAACUUUGAAAAUUCUUUCAGCAAAGAACACAAACUGACCCAUCCUAUUUACUCGAAAUCAUCUUCUAUUAUUGAUAAUGGUAUUGAGAAAGGAGACCUUGCAGGUUGUUCUUCGCUAGCAAUGAAUGACAUAUCUCACUUAAACAAAGAAACAAGUCGAUACGAUCAAUUUGUCAUGCGAAACUUUUCAGGUAGCAGUUUAUCUUGCAACCAAAAUAUGGAAAAGAAUACCACGCAUUCUUCAUGGGAAGAAGAGUAUCUUUUUGAAAGUGGAGAAUAUUUAUCUUCUAAAAUGGCUGGAAAAAUCCCAGAAUCACAACUUUUGAAAACUUCUUCUCCAAGAAGCACGCAUUAUCACCACUCAGGAAGCCAAGAUUAUCAAACGAACCCACAUUUUUCUAAUGUUGUAGUUCAAAUGUCCUCAUCUGAUGAAAAUAAGGCACAGGUGGAAGAAAAACAACCAUUUUAUCAUCAACAGGACUGGAAUGAAGAUAGAGAAAAUGACAAAGAAGCAUCCAUUGAUGUUCAUUCUCAUGAAGAUUCGAGUUCGUUUCGGUCAAGAAAGCGUCUCAAAGUUGAAAUUCCUCACCCAAGUGAGUUUUCAAGCGACGCGCUGAGAACUUCAGAUUGGUUAGCCAACGUUUCUUAUUUGCAGACCAGUAGAAGAUACUUUGGAGAUCAAGACUAUUUUUCAACAAUGAAUUGUUUUACAAACCACAGUAGUGGAUGGUUUUGGAAUCGAUAUAUGGACAACAUUCCCCCAGUACCUCGUUCUCCAUUCCUUUGGAGCACUCCUAGAGGACCUCUUGGAUUUUUUAGUCAAGAACAUUUGUUCACACCAACUUCCAUUUCUGGAGUCAUCCCUAGUCCUGGAACUGAAUUCAUUCGCAAUCCGGAUAUUUGAGAACGAUUUUGUUUAUUUCAAGAUAAUUUCGUAACGUCGCUUUCCAAGUGCAACAUACGAUCCUAUUUUGUGAAGUAUAUUAUCUAUUGUCCCAUAAAGUAGCUAAUGCCUUGUUCAAUUGGUUGGCCGCUUCUUUUGUCUCAUGUAAUGAUAAUGAACCAUAGGAUAUUCGUAAGUAGUUUGGCAUUCCAAAUAAUUGUCCAGGAAAUACCAAAAUGCCAUAUUUGUGUAUUAAAUAUGACACAGCAUCAUAUGAUGAGAUAGACUUUGGUAUAGGAACGAAGAAGAAGAAUCCUCCAUUGGCUCUAUAUGUAUUGUAUUUACUCACGACUUGCCAAAAUAUUUCUCUUCUGGGCACCAUUUCUUUCAAA